Thamnophis sirtalis is the source of this 4319-nucleotide messenger RNA. It is a transcript of the gene LOX, whose product is annotated as lysyl oxidase. The record is from RefSeq and is a predicted model, not a curated record. NCBI's taxonomy places the organism in Eukaryota, Metazoa, Chordata, Lepidosauria, Squamata, Natricidae. Gene Ontology annotation, biological process: collagen fibril organization; peptidyl-lysine oxidation. Gene Ontology annotation, molecular function: copper ion binding; protein-lysine 6-oxidase activity.
UUCAGCUAAAGCGAGGACGAGGCGAAGGCUGCUCCUCCUCCCCAAACCCAUCUCCCUGCAAAAGAGAGCACUGGGAGGAAAAGAAAGAGAACGGCGGGGAGUCCCUCGCUUUGCGCAAAGUAAGUCGGAAGUCGGCAGCUGGGAAAAGAAAAAGAGGAAAGCCGCCAAGUGUUUCUUUUAACCUAACAGAAUAAGAGAGUUGGAAAGGGACCUUUGAGCGAGCUCCCCUUCCCCAGUCCUGCAGCGUCGUCGAGUAGAGGUCCCGCUCGCUUGUGAGAGACCCACGCCGUCGCCAUGCGUCUCCAUUCCCGGACUCCGCUUCUCCUGGGCCUUGCCCAGUUGCAAGCGUGUUUCUUUUGGAGUUGCCUGCUGUGGCUGCCGGCGGAUGGGAUGCCACCGAGGAAUCCGCCACCCCUUCCUCCCGCUGUGUGGAGGCAGCGGAUUCAAUGGGAGAACAACGGGCAGGUGUACCGCCUCCUUAGCGUCGGCUCCCAGUAUCAACCCGCGCGGCGUAGGCUCAGCCCGGAGCCCGCGCAAGGCGGCCACGUUUUGCUCCUCAGGGGCAACGACACUGCUCCUCGCAGGGCGCCGGGAACCGCUACAGGCGGAGGCGCCACUGCCACCCGAAAACCGGAGGCGCAGUACUGGUUUCAAGCCGGCUACGAGCAAUCAUCCGACAGAAAUGGCACGGGAAGGGGCCGAGGAGGACCGCAAGGGAACCCCGCGGAGAGCGCCACCGCCAGGACGGGCAAUGGGACUGGCUUUUCUCUAAGCAAUCUCCGGCAGCCGCCCCGCGGAGACGUCAUGGUGGGCGAUGACCCGUACAACCCAUACAAGUAUACGGACGACAACCCUUAUUAUAACUACCAUGACACCUAUGAGCGGCCCCGACAGAGAGGCCGCUACCGGCCGGGGUACGGCACCGGCUAUUUUCAAUACGGGUUGCCAGAUUUGGUGCCAGAUCCUUAUUACAUCCAAGCAGCAACUUAUGUCCAAAAGACGUCCAUGUACAACCUGAGGUGUGCUGCUGAAGAGAAUUGUCUAGCUAGCUCAGCUUACAGAUCAGAUGUUAGAGAUUAUGAUAACCGAGUACUUCUGAGAUUUCCACAGAGAGUGAAAAAUCAAGGUACAUCAGAUUUCUUACCAAGCCGACCACGAUACUCAUGGGAAUGGCACAGCUGUCAUCAACAUUACCAUAGCAUGGAUGAAUUCAGUCAUUAUGACUUACUUGAAGCAAGCUCACACAGUAGAGUAGCUGAAGGACACAAAGCAAGCUUUUGUCUUGAAGACACUUCUUGUGACUAUGGAUACUAUAGGCGAUUUGCAUGUACAGCCCAUACACAGGGGCUGAGUCCUGGUUGUUACGAUACCUACAACGCUGAUAUAGACUGCCAGUGGAUUGAUAUUACAGAUGUUAAACCUGGAAAUUACAUUUUAAAGGUUAGCGUCAACCCUAGUUACUUGGUACCGGAAUCAGACUAUUCCAACAACAUUGUACGUUGUGAUAUCCGUUACACAGGCAAUCAUGCAUAUGCCUCUGGGUGUACAAUUUCCCCAUACUAGGAUGAAGGAAAAUUGGUUUACUGAUACCCAAGGUUUGGAGAUGCAAUUAUUUUAUAAACUGAAUAGGAUGUAAACACUUUUGAAAAAUGAGACGGAUCAGAAUAUAUACAAAGAAUUUUAAUCUGACUCUGAAGCAUUAAAAACUUCUUCAAAAUGAAACACUUUUUUGAUUCAGCUAUUCAGCUUUUGAAGCCAGUGAGACAAUGGUACUCUAUAGAAAGAAUAAUGAAUUCUAAAGGAAGUUAACGUACUUCUAUAAAUAUCUUUUCCAUUGACUACUGGAAAUCAGUAUAUUUGAAAGUGCUUUUUAGAAAUAUAAAUGGUGCUAGCAUAGGCAGAUAUCCAAAGAGUUGCUUUCAAUUCCAUUGCAUGGUUGAGGCACGUCUAAUGAGAGUUUACAGUUUAAACUGUAGGCCCAUUGCUUCCUAGUAUCAUGGAAGUCUUCUAACAUCUUUUUGCAAUAUUUGUUGUUACCAACAGUCAAUGGUACUAGUGUCCAAAUCCUCUGGGAUUAUAGAAUAAUUUUAUAGUUCUUUAAUAUGCAGUCGUGUAAUACUGAUUGUGAGGAAUAUAGAAACGAACUCUAGUUGUGGAACAAAUUGGUAGGGAAGAUGAAGUUUCCAUAAAUACCAAAGCUUCAUUUUUUUUGUCUAAUAGAUACAAAAGUAGUAGGCUUCAUUAAAGGACAGAUAUAUGCUUAAAAUCUGAUUGCAUAUAAAAUGAUUCUAUUUUUAAAACUAGCAGGCAAAUAACUUUAAACCAAAAAGUAUAUCUAUUUUAAUACAUUGCUUAGAAUAUUAAAACACCAGAUUUGCCUAUUUCCAGUGCUUCCUGCAGACUGCUUUGCAUUUUAUCCCCCCCCCCUCCUUUCCUCAACUGGAAAGUUUCAAUUACAGAUGUUGGAAAGAUUUUGAAUUACAGAUGUUUAGAAACCACUUCCCAUGAAUUGGACUUGGAUACCAGAUUGAAAAUGAUAUAUGCUCAGGAAAAAAAAGGCUGAGCUCAUAAGCUUGAUGCUUCAUGUUGUGUUCCAUUAUAAAACUAGUUUCUAGCUACAUGGGGUGGAAAAAAAAUUCAGGUGAAAUCAUAAAAUGAGCCUUACCCAGAUUUGUCUGUGUACCUCAUGAACAUACAAGAAAAUGUUCUUUUAAAAUGUUCAUUUAGGAAAUCAAAAUGAAUUAUUUUAUACAUACAUGAAAGCACAGAUGUGCUCAUAUGAACAUAUACUCAAGCUUGUUACCACCUGCAUUAGCAGGUAUUAUACAAACUUGGAAAUAAAGUUGUAAUUCAAAUUUCUACUUGGGAUAUUACAUGGACCAAAACAAAUUUGAACCAAAGUUAAUUGUACUAAGGAAUAGUAGUUCAACUUACUGGUAAAGGUUGGAUUUUUCCUCAAAAUAGAUAUAUAAAUCCUUGUUCAUUGAAUCAUCUUGACAUAAAAUUCUUAAAUUGUGAUAUACAUGCUAUUAUAUGACAUGUAACAUUUGGAAUAUAUGAAAUAUUUUUUGUGGAAAGUUUUUAUAGUCUGAAUCUGAAACAUUUGGGUGCUUUUUAAGUUUCAUUGUCCAGUUGUCUGUGAUGAGAUUCCUUUCGAUUCUAGAGCAAAUUUCCCAAAAUCUGUUCUGGAACACCUAUGACUGUAUUGUAAAAAAAUUAGCAAUUUACUAUCAUCCAAUGAGCACUUAAAUUGUUCCAUCCAUUUAGAUUAAACAUUUAUUCUAUCAUUCAAGCAAUGUGCCCACAAAUCUGUGGACAAAAUCGCAGGACUGAACCCUUCCUAUCCACUUGUCAAGGCCUCAUCAUCUUUUUGAUGGAUGUUGAACUGCCAGUCCUGUUCAUAUUCUCAAUCAUACAUUAACAUAUGUUGCACUAUUAUGUCAACCACUUGAAAUGUUUAUACCUAAGCUCCAGUUAAAAAAGAACCCAGACUUUUGUAGCAAGGAACUGAACUGGUAUUGUGACACCAGUAACUACUUAGAGGACACUCCCUCAGGAAAGUUGCUGAUCUUUUCUCUAGUAAUGUAAGAGAUAGCUGGCCUGACAAUUGAGUAACUUUACGAUACAGGAUCACAAUGUAUAAGAUGCAUUUUUCUUAUGAUAAAACCGUAUUUUCAUGUAUAAACAUAGAGUACCUGUUAUUUAUUCUGUGAACAGAAGGUCUGUGUUGUAUCCAGAAAAAGGCCUGAAUAGAAAAGGAUACUAUUUCGUGAAGGAUGCUGUGAUUUAAGAAUUUUUGUUCACUCUAAAAUAUGAAGUAGAAUUCCUAAAUCAUAAGGAAUAUCUAUUUAUCAACUUAGCCACUCAAUUUGAAGAAACGUUGAAUGUGGCAAAGCUCACAGAAGUGUUACACAUUGUGAGUUGGACACAUCUAUGUGACACUUUUUUAAAAAAACUUUGCUAUGCCAAAUACAUCAUGAUGCAUUACAUUAAAAUAUUUUUUUAACAAUGAGCUAAUAAUGGAAAUUUCUAUACAUUCCUAUCAUUUCAAGCUGGAUAAAACUGAGGUACUAUACUCAUUUCAUCAAAAGUGGUCUAUCCUGUGCUUUUCAACACCACAGAUAUCACAUUCUACAAAUUACAAAGGUGCUUAUAUAUUUAACUUGAACUGAACAAAGUGAAAUUCCCAAAAAAAUUUAAAAUCUAAACAUCUUUCUAUGUAGUAAUUUAUAAUUAAUCAUACACUAACAUUGUAUUUUUCACAGAACUUCCAUAUUCUUGUACUGUUUGCAAUUUUAUGUGAAAAUGACAAAUAAAAA